Messenger RNA from Anopheles nili, 780 nucleotides. Its product is annotated as apolipoprotein D-like. Gene Ontology annotation, molecular function: pigment binding. The record is from RefSeq and is a predicted model, not a curated record. The transcript has 4 exons. The coding region runs from base 23 to 700 and encodes 225 amino acids. NCBI's taxonomy places the organism in Eukaryota, Metazoa, Arthropoda, Insecta, Diptera, Culicidae.
GAUCACUGGUUUUGUGUUCGCGAUGGCGUACCUUUGGUGUGGCAUUGAUGUGAGUCGCGGGGCCAUUUUGACGACCAACUGUAUCCCGUUCGAUGAGGAUUACAAUUUCAAGGAAGAUAAGUUCGAUGGCACAUGGUACGAAGUCCGUCGAUUAAACGAUCCUCAGGACGUUCUACACGAGGACUGUGUGGUCACAAACUACCAGAUAGGCGACGAAGGCAGCUUCGAGAUACAGCAAUCGUACCAGAUUGGUGAUGAAUCUGAACCGAUCUACCGCGCGGGACGAGCAGAACCAAAAGUUUUCCAUAAUGGGCGAGUGUCCAUGUUCCUUCAACGCUUCAACACAACCGCUUCCGCCGAUCCGGACACCACGAUCGACAUUGUUGCCACGGAUUACACGAACUACGCGAUCAUCUACUCGUGCACCUCGAUUAACACUACCUAUCACGACGAAUCAGCCUGGGUGCUGUCGCGACAGCCGGCACUGGCGAAGAACGUGGUCGAGCUGGUAAACGUGUUCCUGGAGACGCGAUUCAAGCGGGAAGAUCACAAAUGGCGUGCCAUUAAGCAAACGGCCGACUUCUGCAAACCUUCACGCGUGGAAAAGCUAAACAGCCACUUGGGCGGAAGUCAACCGUUGGGUGCCACAGGACUCCUUCCAUCGAUUGUGCUACUGCUGCUGGCCAGGCUGUUCCACUGAUAUUCGAACUAGCGCCUGCUUCCCACCCUAGUCAUUUGCGUCAUUCGUUCUUGUCCUGUUUGGUUUUGGGUUAGUUAGUA